AUGUUAAAUAUGCAACGAGAACUUCGAGCGGGAAUUGGAGUGUCCAAUACGAAAACUGGAUCUUUUCAGUUCUACGGGCCCUCAUCUCACAUAUGCUUCAUCCAGAGGAUAUAUCAGCGGCUGAAGUCGCGCACACGUGAAACGCUACUUGAUCAACAGAACAGCCCUGUUCCGGAUGGACUGGAGAAAUGGGGCAUACAUCGUUUCUUAUUUGCUUGCGGAGGCGAAUUCUCUCCAUUCUCGGAUCCAGCCAGUAAUGCGUGCUUGCCCAGAGAAACAGGAUAUGACUUUAUCAACUCUUUCUUUCAAAUCAUUCACCCCCAAAUCCCGUUACUUAAUCAUUCGGAGAUUAUCCAGCUGUGGGAAAGUGUCUGGGAGGCGCCCACUCCAGGAAAACCGGGCAGAGCCAGAGAUAUUCUAUUCAUGGUCUUAGCACUUGGGGCUAAAGUGUCACCUCGAAGUUCAGAGAGUGCUGCGGAUUAUCUAGACAAAUGGGCCGAGUAUCUCUGGGCGAACUCGAAUAACUACGGCGCUCUCUUCCAAGAAUCGAGUCUCAAAGGCACGCAUUUCUUGUUGCUGAAGGCAAUGUAUGCGUUACAUUCUAUGAGACCGAACGAUGUGUAUCUAUAUACCGGUCACGCAGCUCGUAGCGUUUUUACUCUUGGUCUCAACCGGGGCCAGGUAGCCAAUGGCACCAGUCUAUCCAUGCAUCGUCUCCGAACAACCUUCUGGACGGUGUAUUCACACGAGAGGAUGUCGGCGUUUUUCACCGGACGGCCAUCUAGCAUCUCGGACAAUCAUAUCGAUACUGCCCACCUCGAAUAUUCGCCCCUCAUUGAUCAUGUCUUACUGGAUGAAGAUUCCUUGGAUAUAACCGCACCCACCAGAAACUGUGCAUUCAUCCGAGCAAUGGCGGAAAUCGGGAGAAUAGUUGAGACCGUGUCUACCGAUGUUCUCUCCCUUGGCAGCGUCUCGGCGAACGGAUAUUCUGUCAAGACAGCAGACACCAUCAACACAUGCGAUAACGCGUUGAAUGUCAUUUUAGGGCAUCUACCUGAAUAUCUUCAGUUCCAUGAUUCUAAUCGCACUAUUGGUAAAGACUGGCAGGAAAUCCAGAGGACACACCUCGGCCUCACUUAUCAUUUGACAAAGUUGAUGAUGCAUCGACCGGCUCUCGUCCUUGUAACAUUGCACAGUCACUCGGGGGAGCCGUCUCCCAAUAUGCCGAGUCUGCAAAAGUCAAUUGACGCCGCCAUUGCGUCGGCCAAAUGCAUCGUUGAUUUGGCUCAUCAGGCCAUCUUCACUCGCAUCCAAGUUAUCCAAAAUGACGCUUCAGUUGCGAGCUUCGUUAUGUCCGCAUGUGUAACGCUGCUCUACAACGUCAUCGAGCCGAGCGUGACAUCCACCUAUGCCAAGGACAUUUUCAGUCACGUUGAGCGUGCAAUACAUUGUCUAGACAAGAUGGAUCAUGUCGGGCCUACCACUGGUAAGGCACUGAGCGUGGAUGUCAUGAAAUGCGCCAAGGAUGCCUUGAUGUUAUCGAAUAGUGAUAUUCGUUUUGAUCAUGCGAUGAUUGAUGAAUUUCCCUGGCUAAAGUGUGUUAUAUCUACCUUCUAA
This is a messenger RNA of Penicillium crustosum, 1617 nucleotides long. RefSeq names its product fungal specific transcription factor domain-containing protein. Gene Ontology annotation, molecular function: DNA binding; zinc ion binding. Gene Ontology annotation, biological process: DNA-templated transcription. Lineage: Eukaryota; Fungi; Ascomycota; Eurotiomycetes; Eurotiales; Aspergillaceae. The record is from RefSeq and is a predicted model, not a curated record. The transcript has 3 exons. Bases 1 to 1617 code for a protein of 538 amino acids.